AAAUACAAUUUUAUUUAAAAAUGGAUGCAGACACAAUUGAUAAAUUAAUAUUAAGUAGUAAUUUAUUAACAGAACAAUUAGCGAAUAUAAAAGAUGAGCAAGAUCGCGAUAAUUGUGUUCAAGAAUAUUUAAAAAGUGUUAAAAUCAAACGAAUCUGUGAUUUUCCGAAAGGAGCUGAAUGGUUUAAUGUCUCUGAAUAUUUAUCUAUCAAAGAUUUAGAGGGGAAAAUUGUUGUUUUGGACUUUUUUACUUAUUGUUGUAUAAACUGUAUGCAUAUUUUGCCAGAUUUAAAAGCAUUAGAAGAAGAAUUUUCUAUAGAAGAUGGACUUGUCGUGGUGGGGGUCCAUAGUGCAAAAUUUGAAAAUGAAAAGCAAUCUCAGAAUAUUCUAGCGGCUGUUCAAAGAUAUAAUAUAUCUCAUCCUGUAGUAAAUGAUGCAAAUGCAGAAUUUUGGAAUAAUUUAAAUAUAUGUUGUUGGCCAACAUUAUUAAUAUUAGGUCCAAAUGCAAAUCCCUUAUAUUUGCUUAUGGGCGAAGGUCAUAAAGAUGAAAUAUUUUUAUUUGUAAGGAAUGCUUUAAAUUUUUAUAAAAAUCAAAAUAACAUUAAACACGAUUCAUUACCUAUUUUAUCUGCGAGUCAUUUGCUAACAAAAACAAACGGACCAUUACUAUUUCCUGGAAAAGUAACAUGCCUUCGAAAUAAUACAACGGACAUUUUGGCAAUAUCUGAUACAGGUCAUCAUCGAAUUAUAAUUUCUGCAGAUAAUGGACAAGUAUCAUAUGUAAUUGGUGGAAAUGGACCUGGUCUUAAAGAUGGGGAUUUUUCUACUGCUUUAUUUAAUGCUCCGCAAGGUUUAGUAUUUGAGGAUGAGAAUAUUUUGUAUGUGGCCGAUACGGAAAAUCAUGCAAUAAGAAAAAUUAACUUAAAAGAACGAUUUGUACAAACGAUUGCUGGCACAGGAGAACAAGGUAUUGAUCGAGCUGGAGGAAAGAUUGGAACUGAUCAAGAAAUAUCAUCACCAUGGGAUUUGUGCCUUUUUACAACACCAGAUUUAGAUAUGAGUUUUCAUGGACCAAAUGAUUCUGUGGUUACCAAAAGAGUAUUGUUAAUUGCUAUGGCGGGUACACAUCAAAUAUGGGCAUUAUUUUUGGAUAACAUUAUAUGGUGGAAAUUUAAAAUAUAUUCAGCUGGUACGUGUUUAGCAAUUGCUGGUUCUGGCAGGGAAGAAAAUAGAAACAAUUUAUACCCUCAUGCAGCUGCAUUUGCCCAACCUUCUGGUAUUGCAUUAGACGCUGAAAAUAAAGACUUGUAUAUAGCGGACAGUGAAAGCUCGAGUAUUCGUAGGUUAUCAUUGCUAGAUGGAAAAGUUACAGCGGUUGUUGGUGGAAAUCGAUCUCCUACAAAUUUAUUUGAUUUUGGUGAUAUUGACGGACAACAAUAUAAUGGAAAGUUACAGCAUCCAUUGGGUGUUGCAAUGGGCGUUAAUGGAACAGUUUAUGUAGCUGAUUCAUACAACCAUAAAAUAAAGAAAAUUAACACCAUAACAAAUACAAUCAGUUCACUUUAUGGUACUGGUAAAGCAGGCAAUAGUCAAUCAAAAUCACCAAUUCAAUUUAACGAACCAGGUGGAUUAUGUAUUUCAAAUAAUCCAGAUAUCCUCUACGUGGCCGAUACGAAUAAUCAUUGCAUUAAAUCAAUAAAUUUAACAAAGAAACAAACCUAUUCAGAAAUUAAUUUUAUAUUACCUGACAAUUCAAUUAAAUCAUCAACGAAAUUGAAAGAUUUUAUAGAAGUGAGUGCAAACGGAGCAGAUUGCUUGUUACAUUUUAAUUUCGAAUCGGAAUCGUCCGAUAUUAAAAUCACUCCGCAAGCUCCAAACAAAGUAAUAUUCAAGUUUAAUAGAGAUUAUGUUGUUGAACAACCAGAAUUUACAAAUCCAAUGACUAUUAAAUUAAAAAUACCUAAAACAAAGGUGUCGACCCAUGAGAUUAUAAUUAAAAUUAAUAUUGUGAUAUGUAAAAAUAAUAAAUGUAUGCCAUUAAGUGCAACACUAGGUUUAAAUGUUGUAUUUAUAACAAACGGUGCUACUAAUGUUACAAAAAAAUUAGAUUUUUUAAUGUCUUCUAAGGAAUUAAUACUAAAAUAGUUUUUUUUUUUAAUAUUUAAAUUAUGCAAUUGGUCUAGAUUUUUUUUAUAAAUUAAACUAUACAGCUAUAGACUGGAUUUACCGGACUAAUUUUUAUAUUUGCUCAUUCGGGAUAUUUUAGAAAAAGAAAAACAACGAGAACAUUAUAAUAAGCCUUUUGGAAAUGCAACCUGUUUGCAAAAGAGUAAGGGAAAUGAAAUACGUCGCUCAAUAGAAUCUGGAAUGUGUUUCUUGGAUAUCAAGUAUCAUACAUGAACCAUGAGUUAGUUUGCGCAAAUUAUUUGUUAAUAAAUAAUUAAUUGUUAAUUAAAUGGAAUCAUCCAUGUAUAAAUUGACUUAAAUUAAUAAAUAGACAAUUUGUAUUAGGUAUCAGCCAUGAAAAAAACAAUCUGCAGAAAAACAUAAUACAUGUAUUACAUAUACGUAAUGGAAGUUGCCUAUUUAUUAAUUGUUUAAGUCAACUUUUACAUGGACCGUUCCAUGUAAUUAACAAUUUAUUGUUUAUUAACAAAUAGAAACAUUUCCGCAACUAACUCAUGGUUUUCGAAUGAUACACAUAAGAAACACAUUCCACCAGGUUUUAGGAAAAAGUGAGCGGUUUAUUUCAUUUUCCUUAAUUAGCCGAUUUUUGUUACAUCUUUUACUGUAGUAGGUAGUGAGUACCAAAAAUAUUGUAACAUUAAUUCUUAGUUUAAGACUUAAACUAAUCCAUAUGUUAAUACUGCCGCUGGAAGUUAAAAACCCGUAUUUCCACAAAAACAAAAUUUUACAGUAAAUUAGAAAAACUCAUUUCUUUAUCCGCUAAAAUUUUGAUAUUUUUU
Molecule: messenger RNA, 2965 nt
Organism: Chrysoperla carnea
Lineage: Eukaryota; Metazoa; Arthropoda; Insecta; Neuroptera; Chrysopidae
Product: NHL repeat-containing protein 2
Exons: 4
Coding region: 21-2144 (707 amino acids)
Molecular function (GO): protein binding
Source: RefSeq, a predicted model, not a curated record